AUGGAAACAGACAUCACAUUGGCAAAGACGCCCUCUGUCACAGAGGCUUCACAUACGGACAGUGGGAGCGAACCUAACAGGCCAGAUGCUCAUCGCCCCGCGAGUCAUAGGUUCUGGAGCCGCGAAACCGGGCCAAUAAACCUGACGAAUAACGUUUUCUACGGUUAUUGGGGUUCCGUACUCUUCAAUCUAGGCGCCUUUAUUCUACCAGCGUUGUAUAGUACUCUCAGCAAGUUAUGGGUAGCCCAGAUCGAUUCCAACCAAGUGGUGACGACCGAUGUAUACACCUACAUUGGAGUAAUCGUCGAGGUUUUGAAUGAAGGAUUCCCUCGCUCUGCCUGGUUGCUGAUUGGGGAUAAUGCAACUCGGACCAUGCGCUCGCGCUUGAACCUUGCGUGCACGAUGAUUACAGCUACGGUCGCGCAGGGCUUCGUCGUGAUGGUCAUAUUUCUCUCUUAUCCGCAGAGCCUGGCAUCCGCAUUCGUUCCAGCAAAGGUUCGGCAAGCCUCCAUCACAUACGUGCGACUGUCUUCCGUUCAAUUCCUGACCUCGGCGGUGGAGGCUGCCCUAUCAUCAUCCACACGAGCACUGGACAACCCUGAUGUACCGCUGAUCAUAAGCUCGAGCAAAUUUGUUAUCAACAUAUUACUGGACCUGCUUAUAAUCUCCAGGUUCCACGUCGGACACACCAGGCCAACUGUUGUUCAACAGGCAAUUAUUAGGCUUGUUUGUGAUUGCUUUUCUGCUCUCGCAGGGAUAAUAUAUUUCGCCUAUGUUGUCAAGUAUCGCAUGAGUGAGGCCGCCGAGCGACACGGUUUUGAAGUGACCAUCGCGGCACUUAAGACGUUGGUUCGACCAAGCAUCUACACAUUUACGGAAUCCGCUAUCAGGAACGCCAUCUAUCUCUGGAUGGUGCAUGAGAUUGUACAACUCGGUGAAACUUAUGCUACUGCCUGGGGUAUCUUUAAUACAAUCCGCUGGGGUCUCGUAAUGGUCCCUGUACAAGCACUCGAAGCAUCUACACUCGCGUUUGUUGGUCACAACUGGGGUCGUUUUCGAGCCUUCAAAGAUGCCGAAUACCCCAAAGCAUCCUAUCGGGAAGUUCUACGGAUCCUGCGACCCGCUCUGUUGUCUGGUUCGAUUGCACUCUUCUUUGAGACGGUGCUCUUCGCCUCGCUUUCUGCACGGGGGAUCAGUGCGUUUGCGUUCUAUCUAUCUCGUUCCGCAGACGUAGCGAGAACUGCGCAGACAAUGUGGAAGGUCGUGGACUGGACCUAUAUCUUUUAUGGGCUUGGCUAUCAACUGGCAGCCGCCCUACUUGCUGCAUCACCGCGAUGGUAUCUCUACCGAGCCGUGGCCUCCAAUUUUCUGUGGAUGCUACCGUGGGCAAUCGUGGUUACCAAAUGUUCAUUUCCGGACUCUUCGUCAUGGAGGUAUUAUGCCAUCAUCUUUGGUGGUGCAAACGUUUUCGAUUUUCUGAUUGUCGGCGUAACGCUCCUCCUAUGGCUCUACAGGCUAGGGCAGGGAAAAGUCAAAGCCGCACCAGCAAGCCCUGACUAG
Messenger RNA from Penicillium canescens, 1560 nucleotides. RefSeq lists its product as uncharacterized. Lineage: Eukaryota; Fungi; Ascomycota; Eurotiomycetes; Eurotiales; Aspergillaceae. The transcript is spliced from 4 exons. Bases 1 to 1560 code for a protein of 519 amino acids. The record is from RefSeq and is a predicted model, not a curated record.